Cladocopium goreaui is the source of this 5844-nucleotide messenger RNA. The record is from the annotation of a GenBank genome assembly. NCBI's taxonomy places the organism in Eukaryota, Dinophyceae, Suessiales, Symbiodiniaceae.
AUGUGGCAGGACAUAGUGUGGAUGGCCACACAUCGUGUGCCUAUCAAUGCUGGUCAAAUUCGAACAAUUCGGAAAGAACUGCCCUAUGACAGCCCGCCAAAGACAUUUCCAUUCACAGUGACAGUGGGCGUCGAACCAGAAACUUUGGAGCAGCGGCCUGAAGGAGGUUGGGCGAGGCUCAGCCCGGCAGAGCCAGUUCAUGCAAUGCUUUUUGCCAUGCAGGAAGCCAUUGAAAAAGGUGCCGAGCCUGUCUUGAAAGAGUGGCGACGUCUUUGCUUGACAACAAGUUUCUCUUUUGAAAACGUUCCUUUGGGGGAAGCCCGCUUUUGGAGAGCACAGAAUUUGCGGGAACAAGCUGUACAACAUGGCUUGGUGGUGCGCAUGUCGGUCAGACAGCGCAUCUAUGAUGUUGCUGGUUUCAAACUUGCACGAGAAAAGCAAACAGGGCACGAUUUUGGAGCAGAAAAAGUAGCCCAGCUGUACACCCAACAUUUGAAGCUGGCUGCCGACAGUGAACCCAUCAGCAAGACAUUUGUGGAGGAUGCUUGUGCGAUUCACAGACGCCUCCUGUCUUUAGAGCCUUGCGCAAAACUUCUGGAAUGGGCUGACCGUGAACUUCUGAUCUACAACCCUUGGAAGAGCAUCUACAGCCUGAAGGCUUUGCUGGACAGAGCAUCCAGCAGUGACAACCUCAUUUGGUGCAUGGAAGGUCUGAUGGAUGCUUGGCGCAUGAAAAUCAUUGAUCAAUCGGCAUUCUAUGUGGCAAGGCUGAAGGAUCCCAGAAACAGUUACUGUGAAGUCUUGAAGCUCAAGAAGCAGGUUAAAGAACACUUGCUGGGAGAUUGGCUCCAAGGCCAAGAGGUCGAUUCCAAGUGGAAGAGCCUGCUUCGUGAAAUUUUUGCUUCCUUUGACAUGGUGCGCAAGAAGUUCAGCGCUUACCCCGACCAUGCGCUCCCAGACACUGCAUGGCAAGUCGGUUGCCCUGAAUCGGUCAGCCUCUUUGCCGACCUGCUUGACCAGCUGGUCUAUGGAGACUCUUUCGAUCCGCGCUUCAAGGAUGCUGUGAAGUCCAAACACGCUGUAGAAGACUUUCUUGCUUACCCGAGCGUGGAGAAGCCACUUGCCAACGUCGAAGCCCAAAUCCGCUCAGAAAAACGCCCUCCAAGUGCUGGCCAGCCACAGGCAGAAGCGUCUAACCCUGAGCCUGACGCUGCGGCUGCUUCGGCCGAAACUGAAACGGCAGAAGCGGCUGAUUCGGCUGCAUCGGCUGCUGCGGCCGACGACCAGCAUAGCCAACUCACAGAGGAGGAGCAACAGCAGUGGAGGCAGCACAUGCUGAGAACGUUGCAAGGUCAUGUGCGAUUUGUCACUGAUGGCAAAAACCAAGCGGAACUUGAACAAAACUUGAAGGAUUCAGGCUUGGCAACAAUCAAAGGUGACAAUAGCCUUGGUCAAGUGCUCUUGAUUUUUGAUAUCAAAAAAUAUGGUGAGCCGUCGACCCGGCCAGACCUACGCGUUCCAACCCUCAGAGAAGGUAUGUACAACCGCUUGGUCAGGGCCGUCUUGAACGCCCGCUCCUCUGAAGGCCCCGGGACACUUGGACCAGGAGAUAUUGGGCUAGUUUUCGAUGGUGGAAAGCAAGGUAACAAGAACAAAUUCCUUGCACCUUGGAAAGAAGGCACAGUCAAAGAAGGAAAGAAAAAUCAAGCAGAAGAUGACAAUGAAGGUGAUGAAGGGGAGGAAGGAGAUGAAGACGAAGAAGAUGGCGAUGACAAGCCCAAUUUGGUGUGCGACAAGCUCCUCCUCACCUACACAGAAGAAAGCUUAGCUGCUCGAAAGCAACGGGUCCGCGGCACUGGAACGCUGAAGCAACUCGAGACAGCUUUGGUGCUCACUUCCAGGCGGCUGUCUUUGCCACCCCGCGACCGCAAACACUUCCCUGGCAGCACCAAUGGUGACCUCAUCUCUGGCAUUGCUUGGCCGAAGCACUCAGAAGAGUGGCAGAUCCCUUGGAAGGAAAAGAAAGAGUGCUAUGGCAAACGCCACUUGAUAGCGGUAGGAGGAAAAACAGAGCAUGCCGGCGAUGAAGGAAAGCAGGGGAACCGCGGAAACAAUGAAGCAGAGCCAUUUUGUUACCACAGCGCACCAGAAGCUUUUUUGGAAGAGAUUCUCCAUGGAUACUACGUGAAGAGCGUAGUGGACAUGACGCCCGCCGACGGGAAGCUGGCGUUCGUGUGCUUGAGACAACGAAUUGGCUAUUGCGGAAUUUGCUACAACGACACCCACGCAAAAACCCUUGAAAAAAGGAUGCUGCAGCGACUUGAGAAAGAGAUGGUGGACAGCAGCAGCCCACUCUUUUCUUCUGCCUACUCCACCGCCCUUGGAAAUGGCACUGCCGAGACUGUCACAGCGAAUUGCGAGUGCAAUUCCUCCGCUGCACCGUCACUCCCCGGUGAAUUCGCCAUCGGGACGGGACUCCGACGCACUGCAAUGCCACCGGAGGAUCGGCGGACGACUCGAGGAACAUGGGAAAACGUCAUCUGUGGUGAGGAUCAGCAAGUUGGCACCUUGCCGUUGGAGUCAGCAUCCAACUCAGGCCCAGAAGUUGUGCUGCUCAGAUCUGCUGCUCAGAUCCUCAGAUCUGCUGCUCAGAUCAUGUCAGAUCCAAGACUUCCCUUCACCACCAAAAAUGGGGAGCCCAUCACCCAGUGGAUCCUUGGCACCGAUCAACUCCAGAAGAGCUUGGAAGUCUGCCUUCAGGUGGACCGGCAGCCCCCACCUGCUUUGACGCUGACUCGAGGUCCUGCGGCGAGAAGCCAUCGAGACGAUGGCCCCUUAGAUUCGUCACCCACUUUGAAAAGCAGAGAUGAAAGGCUGGAAGAGAAAGUGUCCGCGUUAGAAGAAAAGGUGGCCCGCCUGACAGAAGCUGCAUCUUCCAGCAGCAACACACCCGGUGCGUUCCUGCCAAAGACAAAUUGGGGCGGCGGCGGGCACCGGCCCACCAGUGAUGAUCCUGGUUUUGUGUCGGAGCAUCUCAUCAAAGUCCACGAUGCCUUGAAAGUUAUCAGAGAACACCCUGUGUUCAAAGAUCUGGAAAGCGCCAAGCCGCUGUCCUUGGCACAAGGCAGCACUCAAGCGCCAUUUGACUUGCAAGCUGCCAAGCGAGCUGUGGGAAGCGAAGCCGGUUGCUACAAGUGCGGAUGCAAUUUUAUGUGGCAGGACAUAGUGUGGAUGGCCACACAUCGUGUGCCUAUCAAUGCUGGUCAAAUUCGAACAAUUCGGAAAGAACUGCCCUAUGACAGCCCGCCAAAGACAUUUCCAUUCACAGUGACAGUGGGCGUCGAACCAGAAACUUUGGAGCAGCGGCCUGAAGGAGGUUGGGCGAGGCUCAGCCCGGCAGAGCCAGUUCAUGCAAUGCUUUUUGCCAUGCAGGAAGCCAUUGAAAAAGGUGCCGAGCCUGUCUUGAAAGAGUGGCGACGUCUUUGCUUGACAACAAGUUUCUCUUUUGAAAACGUUCCUUUGGGGGAAGCCCGCUUUUGGAGAGCACAGAAUUUGCGGGAACAAGCUGUACAACAUGGCUUGGUGGUGCGCAUGUCGGUCAGACAGCGCAUCUAUGAUGUUGCUGGUUUCAAACUUGCACGAGAAAAGCAAACAGGGCACGAUUUUGGAGCAGAAAAAGUAGCCCAGCUGUACACCCAACAUUUGAAGCUGGCUGCCGACAGUGAACCCAUCAGCAAGACAUUUGUGGAGGAUGCUUGUGCGAUUCACAGACGCCUCCUGUCUUUAGAGCCUUGCGCAAAACUUCUGGAAUGGGCUGACCGUGAACUUCUGAUCUACAACCCUUGGAAGAGCAUCUACAGCCUGAAGGCUUUGCUGGACAGAGCAUCCAGCAGUGACAACCUCAUUUGGUGCAUGGAAGGUCUGAUGGAUGCUUGGCGCAUGAAAAUCAUUGAUCAAUCGGCAUUCUAUGUGGCAAGGCUGAAGGAUCCCAGAAACAGUUACUGUGAAGUCUUGAAGCUCAAGAAGCAGGUUAAAGAACACUUGCUGGGAGAUUGGCUCCAAGGCCAAGAGGUCGAUUCCAAGUGGAAGAGCCUGCUUCGUGAAAUUUUUGCUUCCUUUGACAUGGUGCGCAAGAAGUUCAGCGCUUACCCCGACCAUGCGCUCCCAGACACUGCAUGGCAAGUCGGUUGCCCUGAAUCGGUCAGCCUCUUUGCCGACCUGCUUGACCAGCUGGUCUAUGGAGACUCUUUCGAUCCGCGCUUCAAGGAUGCUGUGAAGUCCAAACACGCUGUAGAAGACUUUCUUGCUUACCCGAGCGUGGAGAAGCCACUUGCCAACGUCGAAGCCCAAAUCCGCUCAGAAAAACGCCCUCCAAGUGCUGGCCAGCCACAGGCAGAAGCGUCUAACCCUGAGCCUGACGCUGCGGCUGCUUCGGCCGAAACUGAAACGGCAGAAGCGGCUGAUUCGGCUGCAUCGGCUGCUGCGGCCGACGACCAGCAUAGCCAACUCACAGAGGAGGAGCAACAGCAGUGGAGGCAGCACAUGCUGAGAACGUUGCAAGGUCAUGUGCGAUUUGUCACUGAUGGCAAAAACCAAGCGGAACUUGAACAAAACUUGAAGGAUUCAGGCUUGGCAACAAUCAAAGGUGACAAUAGCCUUGGUCAAGUGCUCUUGAUUUUUGAUAUCAAAAAAUAUGGUGAGCCGUCGACCCGGCCAGACCUACGCGUUCCAACCCUCAGAGAAGGUAUGUACAACCGCUUGGUCAGGGCCGUCUUGAACGCCCGCUCCUCUGAAGGCCCCGGGACACUUGGACCAGGAGAUAUUGGGCUAGUUUUCGAUGGUGGAAAGCAAGGUAACAAGAACAAAUUCCUUGCACCUUGGAAAGAAGGCACAGUCAAAGAAGGAAAGAAAAAUCAAGCAGAAGAUGACAAUGAAGGUGAUGAAGGGGAGGAAGGAGAUGAAGACGAAGAAGAUGGCGAUGACAAGCCCAAUUUGGUGUGCGACAAGCUCCUCCUCACCUACACAGAAGAAAGCUUAGCUGCUCGAAAGCAACGGGUCCGCGGCACUGGAACGCUGAAGCAACUCGAGACAGCUUUGGUGCUCACUUCCAGGCGGCUGUCUUUGCCACCCCGCGACCGCAAACACUUCCCUGGCAGCACCAAUGGUGACCUCAUCUCUGGCAUUGCUUGGCCGAAGCACUCAGAAGAGUGGCAGAUCCCUUGGAAGGAAAAGAAAGAGUGCUAUGGCAAACGCCACUUGAUAGCGGUAGGAGGAAAAACAGAGCAUGCCGGCGAUGAAGGAAAGCAGGGGAACCGCGGAAACAAUGAAGCAGAGCCAUUUUGUUACCACAGCGCACCAGAAGCUUUUUUGGAAGAGAUUCUCCAUGGAUACUACGUGAAGAGCGUAGUGGACAUGACGCCCGCCGACGGGAAGCUGGCGUUCGUGUGCUUGAGACAACGAAUUGGCUAUUGCGGAAUUUGCUACAACGACACCCACGCAAAAACCCUUGAAAAAAGGAUGCUGCAGCGACUUGAGAAAGAGAUGGUGGACAGCAGCAGCCCACUCUUUUCUUCUGCCUACUCCACCGCCCUUGGAAAUGGCACUGCCGAGACUGUCACAGUGCCUAACCCAAAACCAAAGCCAAGGCCCAAAGCCAAAGGCGCUGCCAGUAAACCCAAGUCCAAGCCAAAGGCAAAACAGAGACCCAAGGCCAAAGCAAAGAGCGGAAACAAGCGGCCUCGUGAAGACGACGGUGCAGAGGACCAGGAUCAAGAAGAAGGUGAGUCGGAGCAAGGGGAAGAAAAGGAAGACGAAGAAAAUGUUUGGGACCCGUUGGAGGACUGA